GAUAAAAAUUAAAAAUGAAAACCGAAUGAUAAGCAAAUGAAAUCGCCGCUCGUGAAGAUUUUUGAAUCAUUUUACAUGCAUUGACUAUCUAAAAUUUUAGUCAUCAUCUUCAAAUGCUUCUCUAGUGUGGUUUACAUCGAUAUUCCAAGCUAAUCUCUCAUCAUGGCGAAUAUAGCCGCUGAAUUGAAACAAUUCUUCUCUCAAAAAUCUCUUCGUACCUUCCUCGGCGCCGUAAAACCUUGCAACAAGAAGGACACUAUCAGAGUAGUAGUUACAGAAUUAAAACUAGAUGAACAUUUGACCGCAUACUUCAAACAUAUGGACACCUAUUACGCUCACGAUCCUAAUAAGGUAUGUAAAACCGGAGAUAUCGUACUUAUAAAAGAGCUUAAAGAGAAGAAAACCAAAUUAAUCACACACGAAGUUAUGAAAGUAAUAUACCCUCUUGGAGAUACCACUUGUCCUCUAACUGGAAAGAAAGUUGUUACUGUGAAAUACGGUGUACCAAGAUACAGGGAAGAUUUGGAUAAAUUGAGUAAAUUGUACGGUGAGAAUCCGACUGGAUUUAAAUACAAAGAUGCUCCUGCCAGAGGCUGGCAAGAAGGAAAACGUGAUUUCAGUCAUUUAGAAAUACUUCCUAAAUAUCACGAAGAUGACGAAGGACCUCAUUUAGCUGAUGUUUAAGAUAUUUUUAUACGUAGCUUGUGUAAUUUGUUUUCAUUUCGGUUAAUAUAUGUUUUAAUAUUU
Planococcus citri (citrus mealybug) is the source of this 747-nucleotide messenger RNA. It is a transcript of the gene mRpS17, whose product is annotated as mitochondrial ribosomal protein S17. Gene Ontology annotation, cellular component: ribosome; mitochondrial small ribosomal subunit. Gene Ontology annotation, molecular function: structural constituent of ribosome. NCBI's taxonomy places the organism in Eukaryota, Metazoa, Arthropoda, Insecta, Hemiptera, Pseudococcidae. The coding region runs from base 163 to 684 and encodes 173 amino acids. Gene Ontology annotation, biological process: mitochondrial translation. The record is from RefSeq and is a predicted model, not a curated record. The transcript is spliced from 3 exons.